Molecule: messenger RNA, 300 nt
Organism: Lactuca saligna
Lineage: Eukaryota; Viridiplantae; Streptophyta; Magnoliopsida; Asterales; Asteraceae
Source: the annotation of a GenBank genome assembly
AUGGAGCACAGACGAAUAAGUAUCUUGAUGUAUGCAUGUAUCAUAUUGCAUAAUAUGAUUUUCGAAUAUGAAGGGAAAACGAUUUGCUACUACAAUGAAAAUAAAAAUUUACCAAAUGUCAAAGGAGUUGGUGUUGGUUCAAAGGCGUACAUGGCGAACAUAGGGGAAGUAUACGAUCGGGUUGUACACCACAACCUUCACGUUGAUUUGUUGGAACACAUCUUCAAUACUCAAAUGAAUCCCGUCGUUGACGAUUUUGUUGAAGACGACUUGUUCGAUGAUACAGAUGAUGAAUCAUAA